Pristis pectinata (smalltooth sawfish) is the source of this 3112-nucleotide messenger RNA. It is a transcript of the gene cd164, whose product is annotated as CD164 molecule, sialomucin. The record is from RefSeq and is a predicted model, not a curated record. The transcript is spliced from 7 exons. Lineage: Eukaryota; Metazoa; Chordata; Chondrichthyes; Rhinopristiformes; Pristidae. The coding region runs from base 248 to 799 and encodes 183 amino acids. Gene Ontology annotation, cellular component: cytoplasmic vesicle.
GCAGUGCGCAAUUUCCUCUAGGAGGUAAACAGGCCACUUGCAGUUGCGCUGAGGAGGAAUCCGGGAGGGGAGGCAGCCUAUCGGCGGGUGUGGGAGCCGACCCCACCCCGCGCCAGCCCGGCACCGCAGUCACGUGAGCCGCAGCAACAAGUCGUCCCCGCCGGCCGGCGUCGACAGCAAGGAGAGCCAGCUCCUGAUUUGUCGCCGCUCCCCGACCGACUCACCGACGGACAGCAGACGGGCGGCGAUGCGUUGGGCCGUGUUGUGCAGCGUCGCGCUGCUCUGGAGCGUCAGCCUGUGUGCAGACCAAUGCUCAGAUUUUAAGGACUGCACUAGUUGUAAUGUCAACAGCACAAGUGCCAACAUCACCUGCCAUUGGCAAAUUUGCAAAGGUAGUAAUGAAUGUGUAAGAAAUGUAUCAUCAAAUUGCUCAGCAUUGAAUGAGACCAUGUGUACAGGCUUUGCAAAUACAACUGAAAUUCCAACUUCACCUCCGACUACCGCUUCCACUUCAGCCCCUGCAAAAACAACUGCAGUUCCAACUACUUCACCUACCAAUUCUACAAACUCUACUUCAGGGAUCACUGUGGUCACUCCAACACACACCACCACGAGUCUUGCUACUACACCAGGUGCAGCAAAUAGAACAACUGGCUCACCACCUGUGCCACACAGGAAUUCUACAUUUGAUGCUGCAAGUUUCAUUGGGGGGAUAGUGCUUGUGCUUGGACUGCAAGCUGUAAUCUUUUUUGCUGUUAAGUUCUGCAAAAGCAAGGAUAGGAAUUACCACACACUUUAAGCAUGUUGCUGUUGGACUGCAGUGUCUUGGCUAUUGCUUAUAUUGGUCUGCUGUGUAAGGAUAAUUUUUGGGAAAUGACACACCACUCUUUUAGAAUUAGCCAUAUCUUAAUGGGUGUACAUUGUUUAACUUUGAUUUGACUUUGACUUGCUAUUUGUUGAACAGGGAUGUAACCUUCAAUAGACCCACACUUCAUUUAUUAUUGGGCACAUGGAUUUAUUUGGGGGAGGGAAAAGCCAUGCCUUAAGUAAAUGUGGCCUUAUUCAUUCUAAAUAUUUGUGCUCUGAAAAUGGGCCUCCUUGAAAUCAGAUAUUCUUAAAUUCAUGAAACAUUUUAUGUUUAAGAUUUUUUUGUGUUAAAAGAUUGAUUUGUGAUCUAGAGCUGCCAACUGGGAUAACUGCUGGGAUAAAUGGCUGUAAAUGCUUUUAUUUAGUGGAGUAACUUGGUGAUUUAUCUUGGCCUUGUGUACAUCAAGCAACAAUUUAAUGGCCUCCUUAUGAACAUGGAAGUUACAGAUUAAUUUUAUAAUUUUGGAUUGUUUGCACUAAAUCCAGGCUUUAUUGACUACAUUAGUUUACAUCCUUUGAGUAAAUGCACUCCACCUUCAAUACAGUAUACUUGAUUAUUGUAAGCCAUGCUUGAAUGAAUUGACAAUAUGAAAGUAUAUUGUUCACUUAAUGUGAAGUUCACCGGACAUUUGAAGAUUUCAUAUAGCUUCAGUGACUCCAUUGCCAUUGGCCCUUGUGAAAUACUGCAUAUUAUGGUACUUUCGCUAACUUCUGCUUGAUGAACAGCAUCUGCCUUCUAUUUACCUGUUUUGUAUAAAGUGACAGAAAUAGGCAGAUAAGAGGAUUUAACUUUUUUUGGUCUGGGCAGUUAUUACUAAAGUUGGUAGCUCUUGGAAUAUUUAAUGUGAAGAAUUUAGUAUCUUAGCUUGAAAUUUUGUUAACAUGAAGAUUGGAAGACAAUCAUUUCGGAUUAAAUUAUAAAAUCUUGAAAUGUAGUACAAUAUUGCUGUUAAUCCUGGGGUUGGUCAUGUUUCAUCUUCUAAAUGAUUUGGUCAGUUGUGUACAACUUCAGUUGUUGCUUUCAGGUUGGAUCAGUAUGCUCUCAAGAGAUAGAAUUAACUUGUGUUAAAUAGGAAAGUUAGUACACUUGGGAUUUAAAACAAAACCUCAGUGGUCAAAAUCUGAUUUGAAUAUGGGCAAACUGUUUAGAGAUUGUUAUAUUGGUAGCCAGUGUGAUAUUUUCUCUUGAACAGUGGAAAAAUUCUUCUGUCUCCUUUCCUUGCAAAAAAUCUGCAACUUCUCGUAAAUUUGCAAAGUGGCAUCAAAAGCUGUGAGGAAAAUGUUAGGCCCUUCAAGUAAAGGUGCAUCAUGACUUUUUAGUUCCUGGAAUAAAAAAUUUAGCAAAGCUUGACAUUCUGAAAAUGCACACUCUUCCAAACUCCCAAUCACCAUCCCACCCUCUCACUGGUAAAAUAAUGGUAAACUAUACAAGUGAAAUUGCAUCUUUAAUAAAGUAGAGGUGCUGGUCAUUUGGAUAACCAGAGUAGUUUCUGAAUGCUUAAGACUUGACUUUUUUUUUUGAUGUGAAAUAUUAAGUCUAAACUGAUCUUGCAACAUCCAAGCUAAUGCCCUCUACUUGUUCUAACUUGAAUAUGAUGCAUUAUGCUUGUACCUUCGCUGCACUUGGAGUGUUUUGUGUGUUAUCUGAGACCAAAGGGACUGUCAUUUUUUUUUGUGCAGCCUGGUACACCUUUUACAACUUCAUUGCAUUAAGUUAUGAGUGAAGCCUAUGUGAGUAUACCAAGAGUCUGAAAUUGCAGUCAGCUAUUGGGGGUCUUUUCAUCCAUGUUGCUUUUUCACCUGCUUUAAUAAUUGCACUGAAAUGUUCACUGUACAGUACCUUGUAGAUGUAUUUGCAGAUUAUAUUGCUGUCAUCCAGAUACAGGUGCUCAAGGUUUGCACUAUAUCUAGGCUUGAGAAUUGAAUUCUGGUUAAAGUGCCUUAAAGGAUAACUUGCAAGCCAUUAACUUUAAGUAUGGCCAAAAAUGGAAUUGGAGGAUUGGUUUGGGGGGAGGGGGGGUGGGAGUUAAAUGAAGAAAAUGUGUUAAUUUUAUAAAAUGUUUUGGAAGUGCUUUGUUCAGACCUCCAUACUCUUCACUUGCCAAAGUGUGAUGUAAUGUGUAGAACCUGAAGCAUUUUUGGGUACCUGCUUUACCUGUGAUAUCGCGGGGUGUAUAAACACUUCACAAUAUCUCUAAGAACAGAAUGCUAACCAUACCAACCAAUAAAUUUCAUGUUUUAAUUA